Messenger RNA from Clonostachys rhizophaga, 1566 nucleotides. NCBI's taxonomy places the organism in Eukaryota, Fungi, Ascomycota, Sordariomycetes, Hypocreales, Bionectriaceae. The record is from the annotation of a GenBank genome assembly.
AUGGCGUUGCAAUACGAGACCCAUAACUUCAUAGACAAUGAGUUCCGUGCGUCAAGCACCCAGGAAUGGAUCGAUAUCCAUGACCCCGCGACGCAAGCUGUCGUCACUCGUGCACCUCAGAGCACGGAUGAAGAACUACAGGCUGCCUUGGAAAGCUGCAAAGCGGCCUUCCCGGCCUGGAAGACAACCAGCCUGCUACGCAAACAGCGUAUCAUGUUCCAAUUUGUGGAAUUGAUCCGGAAGCAUACGAAGGAACUUGCUCACAACAUCACGUUGGAACAAGGAAAAACUCUCGCUGAUGCCGAAGGUGACGUGUACCGGGGUUUGCAGGUGGCCGAGACUGCUUGUGGCAUCACGACGCAGUUGAUUGGCGAUGUACUGGAGGUGGCAAAAGACAUGGAGACCAGGACUUACAAGGAACCCUUGGGUGUGGUUGCUGCGAUCUGUCCUUUCAACUUCCCAGCCAUGGUUCCUCUUUGGUGCAUUCCUCUCGCAAUCAUCACUGGAAACACUCUCCUUCUGAAGCCGUCUGAACGCGACCCCGGGGCUGCCAUGAUCCUGGCAAGACUGCUGAAGGAAUCCGGCCUUCCCGAUGGCGUUGUUAACGUCGUGCAUGGCGGAGCCCCUACUGUCAACUUUAUCCUUGACAAUCCCUAUAUCAAAGCCAUUAGCUUUGUGGGCAGUAAUAAGGUGGGAGAGUAUGUAUAUCAGAGGGGAAUAGCGAACGGGAAGCGAGUCCAGGCCAACUUGGGCGCUAAGAACCACGCUAUCCUACUCCCUGACGCUGAUAAGAAGGCUGCGUUGAACUCGAUCGCAGGAGCUGCCUUCGGUGCUGCAGGGCAAAGGUGUAUGGCUUUGAGCACCCUGGUUGUGGUGGGCGGAGCCCGAGACUGGCUACCUGAGCUUGGAGAGAUCGCCAAGAACCUCCAGGUCAACGGAGGACUCGAACCCGGAGCUGACCUAGGUCCUAUGAUUACCCCCCGGGCUCUUGAGAGGGCCAGCACUAUCAUCGAAAGUGCUGAGAAGCAGGGAGCAAAUAUCUUGGUAGAUGGUCGCAGAUACAAGCCCGCUAAAUACCCCAAUGGAAACUUCGUAAGCGAUCCAAGAAGACAGCAAACUUUCAAGCGUAGCCUUGCUAACCAAUCUCAGCUUGCGCCGACCAUCAUCACAAAUGUGCAGACAUCCAUGACAUGCUACCAGGAGGAGAUCUUUGGGCCUGUGUUGGUGGUACUACAAGCUGACUCUCUAGAAGCUGCCGUCGAGCUAGUCAAUAAGAACGAGUAUGGCAACGGUGCUGUGGUGUUCACCAGCAACGGUACAUCGUCGCAGUAUUUCCAGAAGAACAUCGAGGCCGGCCAAGUGGGAAUAAACGUUCCUCUCCCAGUGCCAUUGCCCAUGUUCAGCUUCACUGGCAACAAGAGAAGCGUUGCGGGUGGUGGAGGGAAUUACUUUUAUGGCAAUGCGGGCUUGCAGUUCUACACGCAGACCAAAACAGUGACAUCGCUUUGGAGAUCGCCUACGAACUCAACACAGGGCCCCCGCAUGUCUAUGCCCACACAGAAAUAG